CGCGGGUCGCUGCCAGGCAAUCCUACUUGCGAAACCAAAGCUGAAGCAAUAACUCGCACACAGCUGCAACAUUCUGCGCUUGCUUCCCUUGAGUUCCAGGCUGUCGCUCCUGCCCUCAACGCUUGUCCAAACUUUCCCCAACACCGUUUCAAGUACACAUCUCUCGUCAAUGCUAUAGCUUGGGCGUCUCACUAGCCUAUGAACUGUACCUGCGCAGCGAGCAAUCUGAAAAUGCUUUAGGUGCUGACUAUCGACGUCUCCCGCUGCGGACCGGGCCCGCUGGGCUGAGCUAGAAAGAUGAUUAAGUUCCUCCUAAUGGUGAACAAGCAGGGUCAGACCCGACUGGCUAAGUACUUCGCUGAGUUCCUCUCCACCGACGAGCGGAGAGCGCUGGAGGGAGAGGUGGUGCGCAAGUGCCUAUCACGCACAGACAAGCAGUGCUCCUUCUACGAGCAUCGGCAGUACAAGAUCGUGUAUCGGAGAUACGCCUCGCUGUUCUUCAUGGUCGGGGUGGACGAUGACGAGAACGAGUUGGCCACGCUGGAGUUCAUCCACUGCUUUGUGGAGGUGCUGGACAAGCACUUCGGCCAGGUGUGCGAGCUGGACAUCAUGAACGAGCCCGAGAUGGUCCACUACAUCCUGGACGAGAUGCUGCUGUGCGGCCAGAUCGUGGACACCAACAAGACCAACAUCCUGGAGCCCGUGCAGCUGCUGGAGCAGGUGCAGACAUAGAGGCGGCGGAGGCGGAGAAGGCGGCGGAGGAGGAGGGCGGGGAAGGGGAGGGGAGAGGGGCGCGGGGGGGAGGGGGCUGUGGGCGACGUGGUUCGUGGGUGAUGGAUCUGGGGGCGGGAUUGCUUCACAAGGAAGGUGGGCUCUGUGCGGCUCAAAGUCUUGAUGGCGGGUGUGUGCCGCGGCCAUCAUGGCAUUCGGCAGUUGCCACGGCGUGGCCCCAGAUGUCCAUACUGGCAAUACGGGUGGGCGGAGAGCGCUUUUGAGACAGUCGCGAACCCCAACCGGGUGAGCUGAAUGCUGUCGGUGUUGGUGGACUUGCACGCAUGGGUGAUUAGCACGUAUCCGGCGCACGGAGAUAUUGGUCGUGCGUGAGGGGGUGAGGACUCGGUUCCGGCAGGUUCCGGUGCCCGGGUCCAGCACAUAUUGACGUGCCAGGAGAGGAGGGCGGACUAACGCGGAGUUGCCUCUUGAGGCACCGUGAACUUGCGGCAGUGAAAGUGGCAGUAACAGCACAAAACAUCAGAGUCUACUAUCUCACACAUGCUGGGUAAUACAAGUCUUGCUCCACUUGCAAUGAAGUCUUAGCUUCUGUGGACAGCAAAUUGGCAACGAAAUGG
Molecule: messenger RNA, 1349 nt
Organism: Chlamydomonas reinhardtii
Lineage: Eukaryota; Viridiplantae; Chlorophyta; Chlorophyceae; Chlamydomonadales; Chlamydomonadaceae
Exons: 5
Coding region: 298-732 (144 amino acids)
Biological process (GO): protein transport; vesicle-mediated transport
Cellular component (GO): intracellular membrane-bounded organelle
Source: RefSeq, a predicted model, not a curated record